CUCUUGCCCCUCUCUCUCCCCAACCCACCCCAGGCGUUGUCGUACCUGGGUCUGGACGUGACGGAGGAGAAGAGGAGGAAGCUGAGACAAAGUCUUAUCACUGACCCACAGGGAACCGUGUCCUACGGAGACUUUGUUGAGGCCACACGCAACGUCUACCAAGAGAAUCUGGAGGAGGCGGGACUAGGGCAGAAAGAGUUCAUGUUCUCCUAUCACGAAGCAGCUAGCUUGAUGGACACCUCUGCCUUCCACUCCCCGACCUUUGAUUCAGAUUCCUACAGUAGUGAAGAACUGGAGCACUUUCAGGCGGAGGUGAAACAGCUGCAGAACCAGAUUAAACAACUCAAGUCCAAUCACAGUCAGCCUGCUGGUUUUCCUACACUACCCCAGAUCAGUCAGCCUGCUGGUUUUCCUACACUACCCCAGGUCAGUCAACGUGCUGGUUUUCCUACACUACCCCAGAUCAGUCAGCCUGCUGGUUUUCCUACACUACCCCAGAUCAGUCAGCCUGCUGGUUUUCCUACACUACCCCAGGUCAGUCAACGUGCUGGUUUUCCUACACUACCCCAGGACACAGAGCACAGCAAGUCAACCCUGGAGGAGGAGUUACACAACACCUCAGAGAAAGCGUGUGCGACGGUGGAGGAGAACAGUCGCCUGAAGACUCGUGUGCAGGUAGCGGAGGCAGUGCAGAGAGACAGACAGAGUAACAGUGCAGAGCAGGACUAUGAAGAGGUCAUUACACUGCUAGAGGCUGAGAUCAAAGACCUGAAGAACCAACUGGCGGGCAAGAAACAGAAGGGUCUGGAAGCUACUAAGGAAGAUGUGAUGGAGUUAAACAGGAAGUUGUCGAUGAUUGACUGUCAGCUGAGGAAGUCUGAGCUGAGCAGAAGACACCUGGAGAUCUCCAACAAGAAACUACUGGGAUUCGCACAGAAUGUUCACAAAGUGCUCACCACCCCCAGCUUGUUUGGAAUGGAAAAUGGGAGUAGCAGGACCUCUCCAGCCACAGACAGUCCAGAGACCCCCUCUCCCAUCCCAGACCCAGCCUGCCAGUUAGCUGCAGAGGCCAGGGAGCUGGUGGAGGGGGUCAGAUCCCUGAGCAGCACCGAUGAUACAGCCCCUCUCAGUGACUCAGAGGUGGGUGAACCACCUGACCCAGCCAUGGACCCUAACCGGGCAACACACUCGGCGGCUCAGACAUCUCCUACAGAAGAUCCAGCCAAAGACGAGCGCCGCCAGUAGAGAACGUUCAGAGAACGUCACAGAGAGUGUUUUAGAGAACGUUACGAGGACGUGAAAAGAACAACGUGGCUGGGGACUAGGCUCAGAAGAACACUGUGCUUGGCUGACUACGUUUACCUAAAAACUACCAACGACCCUUUAAAAGACAGACAGACAGAUUGAGAGAGACAACCAGACAGACUGUAUGUAGGAUGCUAUCCAGUGUGCGUAAAAAAAAAUCACUUACAACUCUUUGAAAAUGAACUACUGUCAUUAGUUGAGGCUUCAGUCAAUGUUCUGGGAUUGCUUUACCGAUUAACCGCAAAAUGUUCUAGUUUAUCUGUUUUCUAAUACAGCUGUGUGUGUACUUACGUUUCUCUGUUGAUAUUUAGCAUUUAUCAGAAUGUGAAUGAAGGGGAGAUUCUCAACUGGGAGUGACUGGAAAUGGCAGAGACUUGUAGAUGCAGUUCAGUUUGUUCCAAAGAGCUUGCCGUAGCCGAUUAGACAGCACUACAAAGCCAAGGCGCUACCGUUGGGUGUGUAGGUGUACAGACAUACAGCAUGAGCUAUGAUGAUGAUGAUGAUGCACUGAACCUUUCUAUCCCUGAGUUCCAAUACUCUGUAAAAGAUGAAUUCUCUCAUGUCCUAUUUCCUUGUAUCCUAUUUCCUUGUAUCCUUCCUGACCACUGAAAUCUGGAGAGACCGGAUAGUUACGCUCAAUAUGCCAGUAUGACAUUGGCUGCUCGUCAAAUUGGUUCCAUUUCCAUCCGUUUAUUUUGGGGAUCAGCGGUCCUCAAGGACACGAAGAGAGAUGACGACGUUUGUGUUCAUUAUCUGAGAGAGGACAGAAAUGUGUAUUUUUGCUCACAACAGUUCCCAGAGGUGAGGAGAGGAAGCCAGGCUAGGGUAUUGGAACCUAGCCCUAGCUUUCUCUAUAGCUGUAUCGCCAUGGCUACAGUAAGUGCCCUGUAUGUGUAUACUUCAGAGAGAGAGAGAGAGAGGAUAACGUGGACGAUGUGCCCUGAUCCAAAGCGUCUCAUCCUGAUGACAUCGUGUCACCAUGGUGAUGACCCUGUGUACAGAAACGGAUUGUCCCUUAUACUGAAGUGCUCUGAUGAACUGUCUGUCUGUUUUGAAGAUGAUUUUGUACUGGAAAAGCCCAUUUUCUGUUACGGAUACCGAGGUAGAGGAAGAAGCUUUAGGACCUGCACGAGCUGUCAUGGCGACGCCGAGACGUCUGCUUUUGCUGUUAUUAUAAAACCUUGUAAAUCUUUAAGCUGAAAGAAAUAUUGCACUCUCCUUUGAUGUCCUUCUCCACAUCUUCUGACUGACGCACACACACACACACACACACACACACACACACACACACACACACACACACACACACAAACAAAUCCGCUGGACCAAGCCAGAGCUUACUAUAGUAUGUCUGUGUCAGUUGAAGCUCGUUCAAGGCGUUGUCUAUGAGGAUUCCUUUCUUCCUUACUGUUGAGUUCUGUGAAUACUUACUACGCUGUCAUAUCACAUAUGUUCCGUGACUUCUGUUAGAACUGCGUCUCCAUAGCGACAGCUGUGUGGAAGUUCCGUUCCAUAACCCACAGUUUGUUGGCUUGUUCUCUGAGAUUGAGGUUAUGUCACCAAGACAAUAAAAAAAGAAUGGAAAAGACAACAACAAUGGCCUUUUAGCAGUGGCUGUGUCUCGAUAGUCGUAACUAGCUCCCUUUCCUUGUGUCCUUUCCUUGUGUCCUUUUCCUUCAUGAUCAGUGAUAUGGAAAGAAGUGAUACUGUAGGUAAAACAAGCAAUAUGGUGGAAAGCCAUCCAAUCCUUUCACCUGUUAGAGGUCCCGAAGAAAAGGAAAUGAGGGGAGGAGACAAGGAAAGGAAGUAAUGAAAGAGUAUUGAGACCCAGCCGGUGUCUAUCAACUCAAAACACCUGAUACUUCCUCAGUGCUAAUGAAGGAAAGGAGACGAGGAAGGAAGCCAAUGACGAGUAAUUGAGACACAACGCAAAGCAGUGUAUCUCAACUGGAAACAUCAUCGGUACCAUACUAUCACUGCAUGGUUCUGGUUCUGACAACCUGUCGUUCAACAUCCAACUAUGGAAUCAAAUGUUUGGUUUCAGGAAUGUAGAGAAAAACAUGAGUUAUACUGUCUUGUUUAAAAGAAUAGGUUGUAUGCUAACGAUACCUGUGUGGUGGGAUAUAUGGCCUGCGUCCCAAUAAUCUCUCCGUUCUCCCGAAGUGUGCACUCGUUCACUUUCCUUUAUGGAUUUCAGAGGACAUGACUGGAAUAUGGAACUCCCUCUAGAGUCCAGCCCGUGCCAACACAUAUCCAUGUAUUUUACAUUUGUAUGGAGUAGUGAACGAGUGCACACUUCAGGGAAAGAAAGAGAGUGUUUUGGGACACAAGUCAAGGAGAUGUGUACAACAGGAGGUCAUCUAACAUUAAUAAGACCGUAGCCGGCUAAAUGUGUCCGAGGUGUAUUGUUUAUAUUGUUAAAUGCACACGCUUUACCAAACUGACUGACAUGUAGUCCUGUAAUUGAACUAGAUUGCAUCAUUAUGUGUGGCCUCCGAACUUUCUUUUACUGUUUUUAAUAAAGGAUUAACCUCAAAUACA
This is a messenger RNA of Oncorhynchus tshawytscha (Chinook salmon), 3846 nucleotides long. Its product is annotated as syntaxin-binding protein 4-like. Bases 202 to 1245 code for a protein of 347 amino acids. The record is from RefSeq and is a predicted model, not a curated record. Lineage: Eukaryota; Metazoa; Chordata; Actinopteri; Salmoniformes; Salmonidae. The transcript is spliced from 11 exons.